CGCAUGGAGCCUCCAUCACCGCCGCCACUAUCUUUUACGCACCGAGUCCGGUAACGCGCGCAGGUAUACCGAGCAACCUGGUGGACUAGUAUGAGCAACGCGCACGCGUAGAGAGGCGUGAUACGGCUAAGAGCGGAAGAACAAUUCCCGUGGAUCAGUCUCGCUUUUUUUUUUUUCUCCCCCCGACAGCGCGCGUCAAGCAUGGACGUCCUGGCGAACCACAGUAUCUUCCAGGAACUUCAGCUCGUACACGACACCGGCUAUUUCUCCGCCAUGCCUUCGCUGGAAGAGAACUGGCAGCAGACCUGCUUAGAACUGGAGCGUUAUUUGCAGACCGAGCCCAAGCGUCUGUCAGAGCUCUUUGACCAGGACUUGGACGGCCUCCUGACCCCGGCCUACCUGAAGGAGGACGGCGAGGAAGAGCUCGCCGACGUCCUCCCGGGGCCCCCGAGCCCGCCGACGGUGAUGCUCUGCCCCGUGCGGAAAAACUUCACGUCCGCCACCGCGUCGAUAAAACGAGAACCAAAGGGCCCGGAGGCCACGGAGGAGAUGGAAGGCGUUCACCAAGCCCAGCUCAGCGCCGUCACUUCCCUGACGCCGCCCUCGUCGCCGGAGCUGGGCCGGCACCUGGUGAAGCCCAGCCCGUCGCUGACGUCCGCCGCCGACGGGACGCUCACCCUCAAGCUGGUGGCCAGGAAGGUGGGACUCAGCGCCGCCCGGCUGGUGGCGGCGCACUCGCUCCCCGUGCGGGUGAAGGAGGAGGACGAGGGAGUAGCGUGCGUCGUCGGCGAGCUGCCGGAGAACAAGAAGAGGAUCCACCGCUGUCAGUUCAACGGCUGCAGGAAGGUUUACACCAAGAGCUCCCACCUGAAGGCCCAUCAGAGGACGCACACAGGUGAGAAGCCCUACAAGUGCUCAUGGGAAGGCUGCGAGUGGCGAUUCGCCCGGAGCGACGAGCUGACGAGGCACUACCGCAAACACACCGGUGCCAAACCUUUCAAGUGUAACCACUGCGACAGGUGUUUCUCACGAUCGGAUCAUCUGGCGCUGCACAUGAAGAGGCACAUUUGAGGCACGACGGAGACGGAGGCAGAGAUGAGGAGAGAGAGGGGAGCAUCACUUGCAGACAAAAAGUACCACCAUGGAUCUCAGACGGAUAGAUCUCUGAUUUCCGCCACGGGCUCGAACACGGACAGGCAAACAAACGGGGGGGGGGGUCACACAUUGACUCAAUUAACCGUCGUCUGCGUCCCCAAAUGGAUGACCUUUUUAGUUGCUUUCAACUUUUUUGCCCCCCCCUUGCAGUCCAAAAUGUCAGCCACUUUGUAUAUUUUGGUCCUCUUUGAGCUAUCCUCACUUGCCGUUCAAAGGUUAUAUAAUCACAUAUGAGUUUUCCAUUUGACCCGUUACACCUUCCGACUGGAUCCGUUUAGAAAAAUCCUUCUGGUUGGAUGGCAUGGGAUUUAGAGACCGGACGAGAGGAGCAUGUUUCAGCCGGCGGAGGUUGAUUGAGGCCAUGCUGCGCAGGUGUAUGAACAUCAUCCAGAGGGAGUUCCCUCUAAAUGGGGGUGGGUAGGGGGGUCAACUAAUCUACUCCUGGGAAAGAAAGGCCAUCUCUUGUCGAAACCGAAGCAUCGGUGUUGCACAAUUGACUUUUACAAACAUUUUGUUAAAAAGAAAGGCCCCAGCGAGUCCGGCUGGGAGUCGAUUCGGCCCCCCAUGCACAAGUCCGAAGCAUCUUGCCGACUGUAAUAGCACAUCAGACAAGAUCACUAUGUACGCAAAGGCUCUGUGUUUCUAAGCAAAGAUCUCCUAUUUGUUCAGAAUAGACCCAUUCUGAGGAACUCUUCGGGAACUCUUCGGGAACGGACGCCGCCAAAUAGAAACUGUCGAUGCCCUGAAAUGAUCUCUCGGGCCUUUUGAGAGUGAUUGGCGUCCGACCAGCCAACAGAGCGCCCUCCAUGCAGAACUCUUCCAACUUAGCAGGCUUCCAUUCAGCCGUUUCAAGUCAAUCAGGCCCUAUGCAUCCUCCUGGUGACUUCUUGUGAGAUUUAUCCCCUACCCCCCACUGUUGGACGUAGGCUGGACUUGUUGGAGGACGAAUCAAUCAAUGUGAAUGUAUCUGUGUAUGUGUCCGUGCACUUGCAUCUGGGAAAAAAAAAAAAAAAAAAAAAAAAAAAAUGACGAGAAUGCCGUCGCGGUCGCUUCCGGUUAGAACCAUUCUAUGGCGUCACAUUAGUGCCAAAAAUCCGAGCGCAUAAAAACUGUUAUCGGGCGCGGAUUCUCCACUUCGUGCGGUCUGUGCGCUCUCUGUGUACUCCUGGCAUCUCUCCUCGCGCUGUCAUGUUUCUUUUUGGCACUUUGGGGGCGGGUAUGCUUAGACGGCCCCUCCUUUCUGAUUGGCUCUGAGCAUUUUUCAAACGUUGUAGCCAUCUUACCUCGGACAGCGAGCCUCAAUCACUACAUUGAUGUCAAUGGUACAUGUACUAAUUAAAUUACCAUAACUCAUACUUGCCAACCCUCCCGAAUUUUCCGGGAGACUCCCGAAAUUCAGCGCCUCUCCCGAAAAUCUCCCGGGACAAAUAUUCUGCCGAAAAAUCUCCCGAUUUUCAGCCGGAGCUGGAAGCCACGCCCCCUCCAGCUCCAUGCGGACCUGAGUGAGGACAGCCUUUUUUUCAUGACGGGAGGACAACAGGGUGACAAGAACU
Nerophis lumbriciformis (worm pipefish) is the source of this 2708-nucleotide messenger RNA. RefSeq names its product Krueppel-like factor 7. Lineage: Eukaryota; Metazoa; Chordata; Actinopteri; Syngnathiformes; Syngnathidae. Gene Ontology annotation, biological process: regulation of transcription by RNA polymerase II. Gene Ontology annotation, molecular function: RNA polymerase II cis-regulatory region sequence-specific DNA binding; DNA-binding transcription factor activity, RNA polymerase II-specific. The record is from RefSeq and is a predicted model, not a curated record.